GGAGAAUUGGCUGUAUCAAUCUGACAGAAAUCCUCAUGACGCGGUAGCAGGCAGCAGACAGCUGGACAAGAGCUCAGAUUUCGAGGUAAAAAUGUCCGUGGAGAAGCGCCUGGCAUUCUCUAUUGUGCAGUUCCUACGAGAUCAAACACACUGUGGUGCUUUGAAUUCUGAUGAGCAGGAGAGCCUCGAAGUUGCGAUUCAGUGUUUGGAGACGACCUUUAAGAUCAGCUCCAGUGACUGCCAUCUUGCAGUGCCACAGCCUCUGAGAGAGAUAUUCCUCAACUCUCUGCUCAAGAAUGACAACCUAACCGUACCAGAGACCUCGCCGUCUCCAGAAGACAUCGAACGAGCAGAGCAACUGAAGAAUGAAGGGAACAAUCACAUGAAGGAAGAGAACUACAGAUGUGCAGUGGAGUGCUACACAAAGGCCAUUGAUCUGGACCUGAGAAAUGCUGUGUACUAUUGCAACAGAGCUGCAGCUCACAGUAAACUUGGAAACUACACAGAGGCGACUGGUGACUGUGAGAGAGCCAUCGGGAUUGAUCCGUCCUACAGCAAAGCAUACGGGAGGAUGGGACUGGCUUUGACAGCGAUGAACAAGUAUCCAGAGGCCAUUACCUACUUCAAAAAGGCGCUGGUGCUAGACCCUGAGAACGACACCUACAAAUCCAACCUGAAGAUCGCAGAGCAGAAGCAGAAAGAGGCGACCAGCCCAAUAGCAGCUGGACUGGGAUUUGACAUGGCGAGCUUAAUCAACAACCCGGCCUUCAUCAGCAUGGCUGCCAGUGUGAUGCAGAACCAACAAGUACAACAGCUUAUGUCAGGGAUGAUGUCAAAUGCAGUCGGGGGUCCGGCAGCAGGAGUGGGAGGACUGUCAGACAUUUCCAGUUUGAUUGAAGCGGGACAGCAGUUUGCCCAGCAGAUCCAGCAGCAGAACCCAGAGCUGAUCGAGCAGCUGAGGAACCACAUCCGGAGCCGCUCGUUCAGUGGCAGCGCAGAGGAGCACUCAUGAUCUACAUCGUGUCAUAUUUUUUCAAGAAAGGGCAACCAUAUGGCGCGAUAACAAUCUCUACACCCAUUUCUUAAUGUCAAAUCCCCGGCACAGCUGGACAGAAGAGACAAGGAUGGGGUUGAAGGCACUUUACUGUGACUAAAGGCCCUGUAGGUGAGAAAAGAGGGCCUGGAGAGCGGACCACGACAUGAAGCAUCCCCACACAUCUAGGGAAAAACAUCUUUGUUACCACGUUUAUAUCAAGAGCCAAGAACGCAUCGAGAAGCUUUUCCAUCCUGCAAAGAUUGUGUUUUAUAUGUGCUGAACAUCUCUUCAUGUUAGGAGUGAAGGAUCCGUCUGUGUAGUUACGAUGAGGGUUUCUGGAAGGAAUGUACUUUUACAGCAAUGCAGGGAACAUUUCAGCUUUUUCUCAUUGAAUAUCCAUAAAACAUCAGGUUUACCUUGUUUAUACUGCAUCGGUUAUUUUUGUAGAAAUGAAACACUCCACUUGUCCAUGCGGGUGAUAAAAGAUCAUUGAAUAUUUGUACACGUAGGACUCACCUCACUGCUUUUAAUGAGAACUACGACAGUUUUAAUUCAGACUACAGUUUAAUUGUACAGCAGUGUUUGCAGCCUGCAUUAUGUUAUUGCACUUUAGAGAAAAACAACUAAAUGUCCCCCUUUAAGAAUAUUUAUUGUUCAUUAACUGCUAACAGAAUAUUCAGAUUGUUCAUUUUGCAUGCUCUUAAAUCUGGUAUUUGAGAUCAGAUGCUUUAUGAAACAAAUAGGUAUGCUAAGGCGGCACAAUGUUUUGUCUAAAACAUGUCAAUAAAUGUCUUGAAAUUUA
Molecule: messenger RNA, 1838 nt
Organism: Cheilinus undulatus (humphead wrasse)
Lineage: Eukaryota; Metazoa; Chordata; Actinopteri; Labriformes; Labridae
Gene: sgtb
Product: small glutamine rich tetratricopeptide repeat co-chaperone beta
Exons: 12
Coding region: 92-1012 (306 amino acids)
Biological process (GO): post-translational protein targeting to endoplasmic reticulum membrane
Cellular component (GO): TRC complex; membrane
Molecular function (GO): protein binding; molecular adaptor activity
Source: RefSeq, a predicted model, not a curated record